Messenger RNA from Triticum urartu, 1899 nucleotides. The record is from RefSeq and is a predicted model, not a curated record. Lineage: Eukaryota; Viridiplantae; Streptophyta; Magnoliopsida; Poales; Poaceae.
CGGGCAACCAAACACAUUAGACAAAAUAGGAUUAUGCAUCCGUCACCACAGCGCCAACGCCGCGGCCAUUUUCACUUUCCAGUAUCCACCCGCGGCGGCGCUCCUCCUCCUCACUGUUGAAUCCCGCCCCACCUGCUCCGCCCUCGAACUGCUCGUCUGCUUGCCCCACCCCCCUCUCGCUCACGGGCGCGGCGGCUCCGGAAGAAAUCGGGGCAGGGCCUGGCCGCGGGAGCUCCUCGACGAGCUUGGAGACUUCGGCGCUGACUUGGGCCGGACAAAUCGGUGCCCGCCUGCUCUUGGAUUCACGGGUCGAGCUCAGGGCGCGUCACCUGUUCGACGGAAUGCUCAACAAGACCGCAGCGAGCGGCAAGGGUCACUUCGGCGACCUCACCGACGACCUCCUCCGGCACGUCUUGUCCUUUCUGCCUGCUGCUGAUGCCCUGCAGACUUGCGUGCUCGACACUGGGUGGCGUGACCAUUGGAGGCGCACCACCAGCCUGCCCCUCAUCUUUGACCAGUCGAGUUUCCCGAGCUCUGAACGUUUCAAACAGCUGGUGAAGCUCUUCAUCCACAUCCGUGGGAACUCACCUCUCGACAAGUGCAAGAUUGUUGCCUGUCUCGAUGACGUGGAGGAGCGCACAUACACAAAUACCAUUCUGUUGAUCGAGUAUGCUCUGAAGUGCCAAGUUAAGGAGCUCCUACUCAGUGUUGCUGUUGACGAAGACUUUGAGUUUGAGCCACUAAUACUUGAUGCGCCUCUCAUCUCUCAGCACUUGAAGAUCCUACACCUUGAGCGGUUUGAAUUAAAACGCUCCACUCUGAAUUUCUCGUGCUGCUCGGUAUUGGAGGAACUAGAGAUGCAAGAUUGCAACAUUGAUGCACGCAGGAUAUCUUCCAAAUCGCUAAAGCGUCUCUGCAUUACCGACUUUUGUUCCUUCCCUACGAAGUUUCACAUUCGGAUGCUCCGGGUCUUAUCUCACUGCAACUUGAUAAUUUUGAUGGCUUGACCCCUUCACUUGAAUACAUGCCAUCUCUAGAAACAGCUUAUGUUUGGCUUCACAAUAGUUGCUAUGAUUCUUGUCAUAGUAACCGGCAGAACUGUGAGUAUGAGGACUGUAGCUGUCAUGCUUAUCCAGUUGAUGAGGGUGUGCUUCUCCAUGGUUUGUCCAAUGCUGUGAAUUUGGAGUUGGUAGGCGAUACUUAUUUCGAACUGUUUAUCUAUAGAUGGGAUUUAGAAUGCUGCCCCAUAUUUGACAAACUAAAGACUCUAUCACUCAAUGAGUGGUUUACGACUAUUGACCUACUGUGCAUUCUCCAACACUCUCCAGUUCUUGAGGUGCUCACUCUUCAGCUUGGUAGCACUGAGAAAUUCGUUAGAGCAACAGGAGCAGAAGAAAAGAUAGAGCAAUCAUUUGUAUGCUCGCACCUUAAGGUUGUCAACAUUGAAUGUAGAAAGGUCGAUGAGGGAGUUCACAAAAUUCUGAAGUUCUUGAGUAAAUGUGGCAUACUUCGUGAUCAAAUUAGCAUCACUCACCGUUUCAGUUUCCAGAAGCCUAUGCGUCCCUUGCCUCGGUCUACCACGGAACCAGGCGGACUCUCCAGUUUCCACCCGUGACAGCGCUUGAGAUCUGACACAUGCUCGCUUGUGAUGGUGGUCUGAAGCCUCAUGUCUCUCUGAAUAUGUCUGUAACGACAGUCCUAUUAGUUGUUACCACCAUAUUCAGUUUCCAGCUUUCUAUCCUUUGGUACUGUACUGGAAGCCUGCGUGUUUGUUGUUUGGCGAAACUCAUGAAAAUGGAUUUUAACUGCUGGGCAUUCUUUUGGAUGACUAGUUGGACCUGAGCUUGGUUUAAAACCAGGGGAUAACACCUUUUGUUGCAUCUUCUCUUACCCUGUUGC